This is a messenger RNA of Ilex paraguariensis (yerba mate), 755 nucleotides long. Lineage: Eukaryota; Viridiplantae; Streptophyta; Magnoliopsida; Aquifoliales; Aquifoliaceae. The record is from the annotation of a GenBank genome assembly.
AUGGAGGCAGCCUCAGCUUCUUGCAAGGAGACAAAUGGCCCCGUAAACCCAUUGUGGGAUCGAUGGUUUGAAGGACAAGAAGAUUCAUCAGGGUCUUUUAUUUUUCAGCUAUGUGAACUUAAGAUCAUUGAAGAUUCUCUGAUACAUGAAUGGAUUAUGAGUGCAGCUGGCGAGUUUAGCCACGUCCCACUUAGGAGCACUCCAACUGGUUGUAGAGCACUCUGCUUCAGUUUUGGAAUCCUGUUUGUCAGUACCACAGGAACCACUAUACCUGAAAAAGUUCCUACCGAAGAGCUGGAACAACUUGAGAAAAUGGAGGCAGCCUCAGCUUCUUGCAAGGAGACAAAUGGCCCCGUAAACCCAUUGUGGGAUCGAUGGUUUGAAGGACAAGAAGAUUCAUCAGGUUGCGGAUGUUGGCUACUGUGAUCAUUUUAUUAUGCUGGUUUCCAAUUUUUCAUUAGUUUUUGGCCAGAGGUUUCAAGAAUUGGUACCUUUCAGCAUGUCACAAGUAUGAAGCAUCAAAUGAAGAAAUGUUCCAUUGUGCAGAAAAUAAAAUUAAUUUUUCUUUUGUUUUGACCAAUCAAAGCUGAUUGGCCUCUCGGGGAUUCCGGUUCAUUUUUAUUUUUUUUUCCAACUGAUGUUGAAUGCAGUGCGACAUGAACAUAGUUUCUUUUAACAAUUGAAAGGGAAAAAAAUAACAAAAAUGGUUUCUUUUAACAAUUCUUUGUUGUCAAAAUCCUAUGGACCCAUUGAAA